Plasmodium coatneyi is the source of this 1014-nucleotide messenger RNA. RefSeq lists its product as uncharacterized. The coding region runs from base 1 to 1014 and encodes 337 amino acids. The transcript has a single exon. The record is from RefSeq and is a predicted model, not a curated record. NCBI's taxonomy places the organism in Eukaryota, Apicomplexa, Aconoidasida, Haemosporida, Plasmodiidae.
AUGAUGAAUGUUUUCCUUUUCUUUUCGUGCAUUGUGGUAAUAGACACACUCCUCCAGAGCUGCCCGGCCCAAUGCAACGAAUUAAAUAUAAGUGACAAAGGGAAGGUGUUGUACGAUUAUUUCUUCACCCCUAAGGUGAAGGGCCCAAAGGAUGGGGGUACGGAGCAGGGUGCCCACGCGGGGGACAAGCACGUGUCGUACAAAACAUCGGAAGUACAAAUUAGGCACCACGAAGAUGUGCACACAGGAGGAAUGGAAAAUAUUGAUCAGAAGAAGCAGCUAAAGGAGCAUAUGGACCAGCUAAAAAUGCUACAUAAAAGUUUAAAAAGCAAGGACAGAAAUGCAUACGGUCAGGUAAAACCAAGUGGAGGUCAAAGUCUGCACAACACUGAUGGCACACUGGGGGAUACCCAUCAUAAGGAAGAAGAAACGAGUGAAGACAGCCUGGCCAAAUAUGUGCAAGACGAAAUAAAGAAAAAUGAGAAAUUAAGUAAAGAAAAAAAAAGCUACGAAGAAAUUAACUUACUGGAGGAUAACUCAAAGAAAUUACAAAGUGAUAUUCAUGCGUGGCUUGAGUCAGUAAAAAACAUAUCGGAAAAGACGAACAAAUUGAAGGACAUUAAAACGCAGCUACUGAACAACAUCGCCUCGUUAAAUGAUACUCUGACGGAAGAAAUUGAAAAUAUAAAAGAAAUAAAAAAGUUGCAAAAGGAACAGAGUGAAAUAUUUUCGGAAAAUUGGCUCUACUUUCUUCCCUCCACGUCGGACAAUUUAGAUAGCCAGGGGCAGGGCGGCAGUUUUCAAGUGCUGAACUACUUGGAGAAGUUUAACAAGAGGGAUGCUCCACCCGUGAGUGGUGAUCACGCGAGUGGGGAACACCCUAACGGGGGGCUUCCAAACGAGGGGAACGUUCUUAAGACGCACGCGAACACCGACGGAGGGAUGAAGUCGUCCGACUCGCACAGCUUCUGCAACGUGCUCGUCCUGCUUGUGAUUGCCUUCCUGCUCAGCUAG